AUGGCAUUUACAUUCUAUAAGAAAGACGAUCGUGAGUAUGCUGAACUUGCAGAUGAAAUACAAAGAGACCAAAGGCAACUCUAUUUUCAUCGUGAUGGAGAAGAUUACACAAGUCCUAAGGAGCAUGUUCGAUUCCAAAUUUUUGAACCGAUGCCGAUGGAUGUUGUAGCAGUAGAUCAAGCGGCUGAAAAUGAUAUACCAAUGGAGCUUACGGCUGGAAUGGAAAACCUAACGUUGAACGGAGAAGAGAAUUCUUACAAUCUCAAAGCCACUGAACUACACAGAAACCCAAAGAUGCCGUACCAAGUUGGCUGCGAUGAAUGUGAAGAUCAAAUUGGGUAUUGA
Caenorhabditis briggsae is the source of this 345-nucleotide messenger RNA. The coding region runs from base 1 to 345 and encodes 114 amino acids. The record is from RefSeq and is a predicted model, not a curated record. Lineage: Eukaryota; Metazoa; Nematoda; Chromadorea; Rhabditida; Rhabditidae. The transcript is spliced from 2 exons.